AUGAUAGAUUCAGUAAGGAGGCAGGCGCAUCGCGCCGCGUCGCAGGGUGGUAAUAAUGGAACCCUAAAUUACAACCCAUUUGCCAGAGUUCGAUCAAGGGACUUGCCAUACGGAGACGAAGAGAACAUGUACCGCACACGAUCAGAGGCCGAUCACGCUCCGGCAAUUGAGCAGCAAAGACGACUAGAAAGCAGAGAAGCCACCAAAGAGUUUGGAGGACCAACCCAUCACACCACAGAACCUUCUCAGGUCUCACCAACUACGGCCUUUGGAAACCCGAACUUCCCAGAGUCAUCAGACAAUCAAGAACCAAAACUGCAAACCAAUGGAGACGUCCCAGAUGGCAGCGACAGCACCGUCGUAGGAUCGACAGACGGCGUAACGAAGCGCGGCAAGUUCAAGAAGCUGUUUCGCAAAGAGCACGAUGACGAACACGACGACACACUUGCGAACCAAGAGUCUGAGGAUCUCUCCCUGGAAGAGCGCAAGCGCAAAGCACACAAGAGAAAGAUUCCUGUUGGCCAGCAAUUCCGUUUCGUUAUAUUCGGAGCAUGGAUCAACGUGCUCCUUGUCUUCGUUCCUGUCGGAUUCGCCGUAUUCUACGCUGGCCUGGGACCUGUCCCCGUGUUUAUCAUCAACUUUAUUGCCAUUAUUCCGCUUGCAGCUAUGCUGAGUAACGCAACUGAAGAACUGGCGAUCAGAGUUGGUGAGACUAUGGGUGGACUACUAAACGCCACUUUUGGUAACGCCGUCGAGUUGAUCGUCUCAAUCCAGGCUUUGAUCAAGGACGAGAUUACCAUUGUCAAGUCAUCGCUCAUCGGCAGUAUGUUAUCGAACUUGCUUCUCGUUCUGGGCAUGUCCUUCUUCCUCGGAGGAAUCAACCGCCCUGAGCAGUUCUUCAACGUCACAGUCGCACAGACAGCUGCAUCGCUACUUGCGCUUUGCAUUGCCUCUCUUAUCAUCCCUACUGUCUUCCACAACACCAUCGCCGAGGACGCCGACGACACAGGCGAUGCCCUCAGGAACCAGGAGCUGUCCCACGGAACCGCGGUCAUCCUUUUGAUUGUCUAUGGCUGUUACCUGUUCUUCCAGCUGAAGACCCACGUCGACAUGUACAACGCCCCAAGUCAAAAGGUCCCCAAACGAAAGUCUUCCAAGCUUGAGGAAGGCGCAGCAAACCGUGGUGUGGCUGCAAUUGGUGCUGGCACUGCUGCAGCGUCUGGCGGAGGUGUCAAUCUCAAGAACCUUCUGAACAAGCCCGAUGACGGUGAGGAAGACGAGGAUGAGGAAUUCGAGACUCCGUCUCUCUCAGUCAUCGGUGCCCUCGUCACCCUCGCUAUCUCUACCACCAUGGUCGCAUUUUGCUCAGAGUUUAUGGUCGACAGUAUCGAUGGUCUCACCGCUACCGGUCACGUCUCGACGACUUUCGUUGGUUUGAUUCUUCUGCCUAUCGUCGGUAACGCUGCGGAGCACGCAACUGCUGUUACUGUUGCCAUCAAGGACAAGAUGGAUCUAUCCAUCGGUGUGGCUGUAGGCUCCAGUAUGCAGAUUGCAUUGCUCGUCUUCCCUUUCAUCGUUCUCCUAGGAUGGAUCCUAGGCAAGGACUGCAUGACUCUUUACUUCGACACUUUCCAGAUUGCUACACUGUUCGUUUCCGUGCUUCUGGUCAACUACCUCAUUCAGGAUGGCAAGUCUCAUUGGCUCGAAGGUGUUUUACUUAUGGCGAGUUACAUCAUUAUAGCCAUCGCUGCUUGGUUCUACCCCGAGAUUGCCGAGAACCAGUGCUAA
Messenger RNA from Ascochyta rabiei, 1788 nucleotides. RefSeq lists its product as uncharacterized. Gene Ontology annotation, biological process: calcium ion transmembrane transport; intracellular calcium ion homeostasis. The coding region runs from base 1 to 1788 and encodes 595 amino acids. Gene Ontology annotation, molecular function: calcium:proton antiporter activity. The transcript is spliced from 2 exons. Gene Ontology annotation, cellular component: fungal-type vacuole membrane. The record is from RefSeq and is a predicted model, not a curated record. Lineage: Eukaryota; Fungi; Ascomycota; Dothideomycetes; Pleosporales; Didymellaceae.